Anneissia japonica is the source of this 738-nucleotide messenger RNA. RefSeq lists its product as uncharacterized. NCBI's taxonomy places the organism in Eukaryota, Metazoa, Echinodermata, Crinoidea, Comatulida, Comatulidae. The coding region runs from base 1 to 738 and encodes 245 amino acids. The record is from RefSeq and is a predicted model, not a curated record. The transcript has 7 exons.
AUGCAUAAACCUGAAUUUGGACUGGCAAACGAAGACACUGUUAGUCGGAAUGAACAGUAUGUUAUUGAAUUUGAAGUUGCAGCUAAUCCUAGUAACGUCACUUAUCAAUGGACCACUGAUCCUCCUGGAAUUGAAGACACAGACACUAACCAAGCAACUUUCACAGUCAAUGUACCAGAUGUUAACGUCACAGUGUUUACAAUAAGAAUGAAUGUUGCUAAUAGCAUUGGAUUGACAUCAAAGUCGAUUAAAAUAACUGUAAUGGUAAGUCCAUGUGCUGAUGAGCCCUGUGGAAAUGGUGGGACGUGUUCAGUUGUUGAAGAAGGCUACAAUUGUAGAUGCACUGAUCAUUUCGAUGGAUUAAAUUGCACAAACUGCAUCUAUAAGGAUGGCUGUGACUUGGAUAAGGGGGACACGUACUACAGUGAUGGGAAUGGCGUUUGUGGAUGCUACUGUGGUGGUUGUAGACAAUUUGAUAAAAAUACAAAUCAUGAAAUCUGUUCAGUCUGUUCCAGUAGCACGAGUCUAACAAUUGGAAUGUUCUUUGUGGGCAUCUUUGUUGGAGCUCUCGGGAAGACAAAAAUAGACAAGAGAAGUACGGACAAAAGUAAACAAGAUACUUACAUGGACUUCACGACAGAUAGGCCAAAUGCUGGCAAUGAAAACCAGACUUACCAAGAUCUACAAUACAGAGAAGAAGAAACAGCUUAUGUUAAUUUGAAGUCGGGAAAGAGAUAA